CCAGGCAGGGCAGAGCAGAGCCCUGCUGCACAGGAGGCCCAGCCGCUCCUCCCCCACCACGCUGGCCCUCCAUGGAAGCCUUGGUCUGUGCGUUCUCUGAGCUGCGCAUAAGAGAAGAUGCAGUGAGCUGGGCCCGAGGACAUCCCAGCCAUCCUGACACGUCACCCAACAUCUACGAGGGGGGGCUGGGGGUCCAGCAGCAGUGCCCCAGUGCCCAGGGAAGCAAGCCCAAGAAUUUCCGGCUGCGUCACCUCCGGGGCCUGGGUCUCUACUUGCCGGGCCACAUGCAGCCCGCCGGCCAGUGUGAGAGCCACUGGCUGGGCCAGCUCAAGGCCAGGAGUUGCCUCCCACGGCCUGAGGGUAUGGCCUGGCCCCUAGACCUGCCACACCGGACUCUGGGCCCAGGUGACAACCACUGCUCCAUCCUUCUGGAAGCUCAAGUGCCCAGGGACAGCCUGGGAAAUCCAGUUUCCAGUUCCAGCAUGGACCCAGCCAAGGGUGCCUCCUCCCAGCCUGGUCCCCCAGAAGGCUUGGGGCUCAGGCCCAAGAGGUCAUGGGGGGCCUCAGAGGAGUCCACAUGUCCCUUGUGCAAGAGAACCCGCUCCGGGGCUCUGGAGAGACCAUAGGGAUCUGAUGCCAGGGCUGACUGUCCCAGCUUGGGACAGGAGGGGAAAGGAUGGCUCAGGAGGAGGAGACAGGUCCAGAGAGGAAGGGCUCUGCUCCUACUAGGAGUCACCCCACAGGGAUACCCCAGCAGCUGCCCAGACCAGAGCCUGGGCCUCAAGAAAACUCAUGAGGGGGGAGGGGGGAGCGGGGAGGGAGGAGGAGGUCCCAUGGGAGGAACAGAAAAAAAAUAGAAACCCUUGCAGCCUGCUCCAACUCAGGCCAGCCACCUAUACCUGGAAGGCCAGGCUGAGCAGAGCUUGGGCUCCCAAGAGGCUGGGAGGCCCGCAGGUCUAAUUUUAAUAAAAGCCAAGGCCUACA
This is a messenger RNA of Hyaena hyaena (striped hyena), 984 nucleotides long. RefSeq names its product chromosome unknown C16orf90 homolog (gene CUNH16orf90). The transcript has 3 exons. NCBI's taxonomy places the organism in Eukaryota, Metazoa, Chordata, Mammalia, Carnivora, Hyaenidae. The coding region runs from base 72 to 626 and encodes 184 amino acids. The record is from RefSeq and is a predicted model, not a curated record.